This is a messenger RNA of Anopheles coustani, 685 nucleotides long. Its product is annotated as protein PDF. Gene Ontology annotation, molecular function: hormone activity. NCBI's taxonomy places the organism in Eukaryota, Metazoa, Arthropoda, Insecta, Diptera, Culicidae. The transcript is spliced from 2 exons. The record is from RefSeq and is a predicted model, not a curated record. The coding region runs from base 1 to 315 and encodes 104 amino acids. Gene Ontology annotation, biological process: response to light stimulus. Gene Ontology annotation, cellular component: extracellular region.
AUGGCUAAAUUUGGUGCAGUUUGUGUUCUGUUGGUUUGCAUGUGGCUUCGAGUGAGUGCUGCAGCUUUACCAGGAUUCGACGAGGAUCGAGAUGUGGAAAAGGAACUCUACAUCCGCCAGCUCGCGGAGUGGCUAGCCGAUCAAUCGCCAGAUUUUCUCAACGAAUUAACCAGCUUUCCUCCGUGUCGGCCCUGCGGCUAUGAGCACAGGCAACCGAUUAGCGUCGUUCCCAGAGCCUCGUACGCGAAACGUAAUUCGGAAUUGAUAAAUUCGCUUCUAAGCCUGCCGAAGACGAUGAAUGACGCGGGAAAGUAACCAACCAACCCGGCCAAAGCGUAGAGGUUCUGCUAGACUGUUUUAGUGUGAGCAUGGCACGCUGAGGAUAGUGAAGAAAUGCGAGAUCCUUUUGUUUCGCCCGGUCAGUGAAACAGUUUUCCUCAUUCUUUUUCCUUCCUAAACCUCCAACCGAUGCUAAACUAGUGCGUUAGAGAAAUGUCCCGCAAGUCCAUAUUGAUGUUAUCGGUGAACUGAUUGUAAAAUAUACAGUACAACUUCUAUUACUACUAUCGGUACUACUACUUUUAAAGAGCAAAUUUCAAGUGAAUCGUGCAUUAUCAUUUUGCGUUACACCCGGUUGCAUAAACGAUUUUAGAUGACGUAUUAUUUUCGAGUGUGUGGCAAAGUU